UCUUUCUGUUUUCCGGAAUUCCGGAAUUUUCAAUUCAAUGUUGUCGCUUCUUUGUCGUGAAGGCAUAUAUUAUAUCUCAUCGUUCACGUCAACCCUAGGCCUCUUCCUUCUGACCACCAUCCCUGAUCCCGCCGCGGCGUCGCGUACCCUCCUUGGCCCUGCCGCUGAGUAGAGUACUCGUUCUGCGUGGCCUCGCUCAGAUCGCGAUAGUCAGAAAGUGAGAGCGCGUGCCGGUGGCGCAAAUCGUAAUCCGAACUUAUUAUCAGCUUCUCUCUUCCCUUCCAGGCGAUGACCGAGACGAUGUCUCCACCUGCAAUCACACCGCAAAAGCGGAAGGCACACCAUUCGCAAGAAGCAAAACCCGACGCGAGCAAUGCACCGAGGGAUUCUUCUGAGGCUCCCAGCGAUGACAGUGAAACUCGACCACCCAAAAAUGAAUACGAGACUGGUCGCGUCAAGUGCGAAGGAUGCGGCGACGAAGUCUCGUUCAGAGACGAGGCCACGGGCGGCUUCACUCUUCAACUUUGGGAAGCGCACCGACUCAACUGCCCGAGUAGUUCGCAGCCACAAAUAGCCCACCCCUUGGCACAGUCGGCACAGGCGAAGCAGUCAGCAGACGUUUCAUUUGACUCUGAACCCCAGGCAAAGCGCCGCCGAUCAAAGCGAACUGAAGAAGAGCGCAUCGAAUAUCUGCGCAGCGACCCUUACGUCGCUCAAUUCGAGGCAUAUCGCGUGUUAUGCGCAUGUUGUGACAAGUGGAUCCGGCUUCGACCGAACUCGACAUACUGCUCUAUACCUUGGGACGCCCACCGUAAGAGCUGUCUAGCGAAAAAGGCUAAAUACUUCCCGGGCGGCGCUAAGACUGUAUGCGACGAUCGUGGUGCCAUCUUUGCUGCAGAUCCCAACGUUCGCAAGUUCGACUCCGAGCGCGUGUUGUGCAGGAACUGCGAAGGCUGGGUCGCCAUCGGCGUCGUCAACAACGAGCAAGCUGCCAAACUAUGGGCGGGGCACCGCGCUUCCUGCCAACGCAACGUUUUCUACGGUCAAGGGAGCAGUGGCCUCGUUAUGAGUGUUGCCCCCAAUCCUGCCCUUCAGAAUGUGCCGCCGCCGCCGAAGCAUUUGCUGGCUUUGGCAUCUUCGUCCUCUCUUCCCCCUCCCGUUCCUUCACCGGUUAACGGGGCAGCGUCCUAUUCGUCUUCCAGUGAUUCGACCACAACCCCUCCCACGACGUCGUUCAAGGACUACAACUCAACGAACCAGGAGUCUCGUCGUCGGACUGCGGAGCAACGUGCUGCGCAGCUGCGCGCCGACCCUCUGGUCGGCGAAGUCCAGCCUACCCGCGUAUUCUGUACUAUGUGCCAUAAAUGGGUGCAGCUCCGACAGGACAGCACAUACUGUUCUUACCCUUGGGAGCAACAUCGGGAGAAAUGUUUGAAGCGACAGCAGGUACAUUCCCAGAAGAACGGCGAGCUGAGACCAUUCAGUAGUCAUUCUACCUCAACUGGGCCCUCCAACAUCGUCAUGCGAUUCGAAGGGGGAAGCGUACCUGGUGAUGCUGAAUCAGAGGAAGGCGUGGAGUCCACGGACGACGGGGAAAGGACGUUGCAUUGGACGGUGCGUCGUGAGGCAAACGAAGGACAGAGUGCAGCGAGCCCGACCAUUCGAGCCCUCGUGAGGCCGGGCGCGGGCCCUCGGGGUUCCUCCUCAUCGACCAUCGAUGGGUCAGAAGGUCCGUGGACCGACAGGAUGGAAGUUGACCGUUUUCCUGUUCGCCUGGCCGACCUUCAAACACCCAAGGGGAGGCUGGAGUACACCCUUCGUGCGGUGACGCACCUCUUCAGUGCGACAUAUGAGUCGACUGACGAGCUGACCAUCGCCGCGCUUGUCACAUUCCUCAACGCAGCCAUGCCGCCCGACAAACACGAGGAUUUUGACACCGCUGAAGUGACGAAGGCGGCGAUGGCGUUGCAGGCACGUGGACACUUCGUCUUGGAGGGCGACGUCCUCCGUAUCCGGAAGUAAGCAAACCGAAAACCGUUCUUGCUCUCGCAUCACGGACAUGCCGAACUUUGUAAACAAUCUUGUCGACGUACGCAUCAUCAUUCCAUCGUCCGCGAACUUGUCUCUCGUGUCACAUCUUGGCCUGGAGCACGUCAUAUAUAUGUACUGGAUGCUCUCGUUGCUUUCUCCUUUCAUACACGCGUUCCGGUUAUACACACGCCAUGUGGUAUUGGACAGUCGCAGCAUUAUUUAUCCAUGGAGUACGUUGCAGCUGUGCUUUAUAGUGUGUACUGUAUACGGUAGGCGAUGGGGGGAGGUCACGGAGGAGGGUUCGUCGAAGUAUGAAAGAAUGUAUAAAAGGGUCUGAGGCGGUUAUAUGACUUGAUAACUUGUGCCUUUGUGGUUCUCAAUACACUCA
Rhodofomes roseus is the source of this 2419-nucleotide messenger RNA. RefSeq lists its product as uncharacterized. Lineage: Eukaryota; Fungi; Basidiomycota; Agaricomycetes; Polyporales; Fomitopsidaceae. The record is from RefSeq and is a predicted model, not a curated record. The coding region runs from base 289 to 2022 and encodes 577 amino acids. The transcript has 7 exons.